Molecule: messenger RNA, 1408 nt
Organism: Chlamydomonas reinhardtii
Lineage: Eukaryota; Viridiplantae; Chlorophyta; Chlorophyceae; Chlamydomonadales; Chlamydomonadaceae
Exons: 1
Coding region: 253-633 (126 amino acids)
Biological process (GO): deadenylation-dependent decapping of nuclear-transcribed mRNA
Cellular component (GO): Lsm1-7-Pat1 complex; P-body
Molecular function (GO): RNA cap binding
Source: RefSeq, a predicted model, not a curated record
GUAUUUCCGCACAGUUCUAGUUUGACAACCUCAUACAUAAAUAUAGAGCGCUGUAUAUGCCGACUUGUCGAGGUUCCUUCUGCUUUCGCAGAAUCGUGUAUGUGCGCACCCUUGACCAAAAUUGCUUCUAGCUUCGCUAAGGGUAUCCAGCAAGCUCUAAACUGUACAUAACUAUCACAAACGUUUACAAAGACAUUGGGUUAGCUUGCUCUCGGGGGCUGGACUUCGUUUCUGCGUACGCCUUUCUUCACAAUGGCGUCACUCCAAGAAGUUCCCUUGCCUGGAACGGCGCUAGCGGAGGAGCUGGAUCAGCGGCUGUUGGUAGUUUUGCGCGAUGGGCGCAAAUUGCUCGGCACGCUCCGGUCCUUUGACCAGUUCGCAAACCUCGUCAUUGAAGGAGCUGUGGAGCGGAUUAUUGUUGGAGAGCAGUUCGGCGACAUCCCUAUGGGCCUGCAAAUUAUCCGCGCGGAGAAUGUGGUGCUGCUGGGGAGAGUGGACGAGGCGAUAGACGCCCCGGAGGGCCUCACGCGCAUACCUGCCGCGCAAAUCAAGGAGGCACAGAAGGGGGAGAAGGAGCUGAACAAGCUGAAGAGCACGAUACGUGCGCGGAUGGACUUCCUGGACCUGGACUGAGGGGGGGCGGCCGUGCCAUAUCACCCGGUGCCAGGACACGACAUUCUAUGAUUACCUUGUCUGAAGGGCUGCCGUAUGCUUGCAUGGGGUAUAGGGGAUGGCAUACGCUCGCAAGCAAUGCAUUGACAGCACAUUAAGGCGUUGCGGUUGGCACGGGCGCGUGUGUGUGGGCAGAUGCAAGAUGCACCUUUCCCGGCGACGGCGCAGUGCCUGGGCCAUACAUGUAUCGGACCCUGCAUUGGCCUGGUCAGUCAGCGUCCAGGGACGGUAGGACGUGCGUCGGCGCCUGGCUUCAGUACACCUGCAGUAAGGUUUUGAAAGGCUACAAGUAUGGAACUGGCUGGACCGCGUCAAGGGCAGGAGGGUUUGUCAGCCUGGACCGCGGUGCUAAGGAACAUGGGGUGGGACCAACAUGCAAGCCAAAUGAGAUGUGAAGGAACGCACUGUGACUGCUGCCAAGCAGAGGCGGGGCUUAGUGCUACUUAAUAGCUCAUAGUGGAGCUUGGUGAGGUGAUUGUUCGAUUUUGCGGCGUGAGAGCCGCCUCACCCCGGUUAGCGCAUGUGCUUGAGUGCUGUACCGCAGUAUGGUGGCUCGUGGAGACUGCGCUGUGACAGGACCACGAUGACUUGCAGUGCAACUGCGCUGUAUGUGGGGACUGUGAUGGCCUUGGAAGCAGAAGUAUGGGACUCUGCACUUGAUGUGCGUGUUGCUUUGCUGGUAUCUGCCAAAGAAUUUCGCGCAAAGCCAGGCCAGGGCAUGUAUUGCAUGAUUUUG